Molecule: messenger RNA, 29672 nt
Organism: Dermacentor andersoni
Lineage: Eukaryota; Metazoa; Arthropoda; Arachnida; Ixodida; Ixodidae
Molecular function (GO): protein binding
Source: RefSeq, a predicted model, not a curated record
CAGGGCGGGCGGCGCCUUCCUGGUCCCCAAAAACCCGGUCAAGUCCACCCCAAGUGCUAACACGCUGGGCGCCAGUCAAGGGGACGACCGGGACCACAUGUCAGCCAGUUUCGCGGGUCCCACGUUUCGCGGCAGUAGCUCAAGUUUCCUGUAUGGCCAAAGUGCUGGCGGCUCGGGGCACAACGUAACUAGCGGUCUGGGCGACAGCUCGGGCUCGUUCAUAGAAGAGGAAACUCAGGAGCGCCGGGUCAUUGAGUCUCGGACCGAGGAAAUCCGCACCGUGCGUAGAAUCCGCAGGACGCGGUCUCGAAACCAGGCCGCAACUGAGAUUCCUCCUCUUGCGAUCGAGGAGACUGUGUGGUACAGGACAGAAAGUGGCCACAAGGUGGCCCGGCCUGGAGGGCUGCCGCCUAUCACUGAUCGCGAGUCGGCCAUCAGUCGGUCCAUGAUCAGUGGACCAGGGAGGACGGUGACGGAGAGCCGACAGUCUGCCGAGGAGCGCACCGAAAUGGACAAUGUCAGCGAGCGCGCUAUGAGUACGAGCUACGCAUCGUCCCAGUACUCGUUCGGUGAGGUGGCGUCCGCCGACAGGAUGAGGCUCAUCGAGGGAACCACGCCCGUAGCCGAAGAUUCCUCGCCUAUCGCGUCGGCGCGACCUUCCACCGUGUCAAUGGGCGAGAUAGGUGCUUUCUCGGACAGAGCCGACUCGGCGGCAAAAGCGGUGAGCAGCACAUCCUCCAUGUACAGCCUACCUGCGGAAGAGCAGGACCUGAACGCGCUUGCUCCGUGGAAGCCGGCAGUCCCCGAUGAGUCGAUGCGCAAGGAAAGCUGUGGAUUCGAAAGCAGAGCCUCUGACAAAGGUGGAUCUGAGAAGUCUUUUCCGGCCGCCUCAGUGGAAAGCAUCGAUAUAUCAGACUACAAGACCAUUUACGGAAAGUCCCAGAGCGAAGAGAAGCAACUGAAGGACGAGCUGGACACCAUCGACGAAGCAACUACGGUGGUGUCGCUUACAAGCGAAGCUCGCGAUGAGCCGGCAGAGACAAAACAGAAGACACAGCCAUUCACCGAGUUGAUGCCACUAGAUGAGUUCAUGGAUCUUGAAGAAAUCGCACAGCUUUGCGCUGAACACGCGGCUGCUGAGGUGCAUAGACGAAUGUCUGCUGCUAGCCUCCACGGCGAGAAACCUGAAGAUAAGCCGCCAGCCGAAACGAAGACAACAGAUCAGAGCACAACGAAGAAACCGGGCGCAGAGCCUGUCACCGGGACUGACGACAGCACUCAAGCCAAAAUAAAACUGGUGCCCCACACAGACACUCUGAGUAGUGUACAGCCUGAAAGAAGUAGCAAAGACGCCAUAAGUCACCCAACAACAGACGCAGUGUUGAGUAUAGCCGGGCAAAAGGCCUUUAUCGAACCGGGUCAUGUGCAGCCUGAGCAGGCGCCGCAUUUAUCAGUUCUAGAAAUCAAAGAGGUCCAAGAAAUGGCGUCCUUUGAACAGAGAACACUUAAGCCCAAGAAAGCAAACCUGACCAACGCGGUCGUCAGCGAAGCCUUGACACAACCUACUGAAGGGGCAAGGACAGACGCCGGCGCUAACAAGACCACAGCGCCGGACAAACAGCUAGAUACAGCUGAAGGUCCAGAGCACCCCACAACUUACGUUCCUCGCGAAGGUGAAACGAGCGGCCCCAGCGUACCGGAAGUGGAAAAGCCGCGUGCAGCUGAAGAAACCACGGAUGACGGAUACAAGCUCGCAUUUUAUCCACCGGAGAGGCAGGAUGUUGAACAGAAAUCUGCAAGUGACAAUGAUAGCCAAGAAGUCCCGUACCUAGAAGUUGAAUCGCCGGCAAGCACAGACAGCGGCAAUGCCGAUAGCACCAACAUUCCGCUGCAAGACGCAAACAAUGUCGACCAUGAUAACAUUUUGGAGGAAACUGUACCACAUGCAGCUUUGAGCGACCAGUCCGAAGUGUCUGAAGGUAAACCUUCCAAGACUGCCUCUGAUGAAAAAUUGGGACAGUUGGGAAAUGCAGAGCGCCUGUCGCAAGCUCCGCUGGCUAGUGAGACGAAUGACAAAAGUUCCCUGCUCGAGUACCAUGCAAAAAGCCUGGCGUCGCGUGAAAACGCUGUCAAGUCACCAUCAAAGCGCUCUUCUACUUCAAGUUCAGUGAGUAGCGUACGCGGAGAAAAGUGCGCAUCAGACCACACUGUGACGGAAAGGGGCACGACUCAUGAUGAGUGCGCCGAAAUGAGUAACGCGACCGACAAGAGUGAAAGUUCUGAUCUCGAUAUUGACAACAAACGGCUAAAUGAGACAAGGGCUGACUUUCUGUUCGAGGCGAGCGAUAUUAGGCCCCAAACGACGUCUAGCGAACCCGCGCUUCACCCAGAAGAGACGGCUGAACUGCGAAAGAAGGUGGUCGAUGCUGCUGACAUAGAACAAGAAAAAAUGCCUUCAACUGCGAGGGCGCUUGUCCCUCGUGGUGAACUCGCCUCAAACGGUAACCUGGUUGAGAAGAAAUCAAGUACGGAGAUAACUUCUGCUGACCGAAGCAGAAUCCCAUCCUUUGAAGGUGGCUUUCCGGCAGAAGAUAUCUACAGAGGUGUAUUCGUUGGACUCAGUGAGGCCGCAAGUGAAGCGUUUUCUCCGGAGUCCAGCAAGCUCAACGCGAAAGUGACAACUAGUGAAGCCAGUCCCUCGAAAUCACGCUUGCUCCCUGGAGAGAGAAGUGAACUGCCACACAGCCUUAUAGGUGCUAUCGACAAAGAGCGUAAAGAAGUGCAUUUACACGAGGCGCUCGUUCCACUUUUUGAAAACGCCUCUAAGGAAGACUUGGUCGAGAAGAAAUCAACUGCAGAGGCAACUUCUAUUGACCGAAGCAGAAUCCCCUCCUUUGAAGGCGGCUUUCUGGAAGACACGUACGGAGCUGUUUUUGGUGGAUUUAGCGAGGCCGCAAAUGAAGCAUUUUCUCCGGACUACAGCAAGCACGACGUGCGCAUGCCGGCUAAUGAAGCCAGCGCGCACAAACCGCCGCCUUCCUAUGAUGUAGCCGACAUACAUGAAGAGGAAAAAAUUAAAUCAGGCAUAGAGACAAUAAAUAAAAGGGAGCGGAGUGACAGCUGCUGGCACUGUCAAGUAGAAAUGGCGCAAUUGAAGUCCAGAAAAGCGAUGUUGGCUGGAAGCCUGGAGAGCCUUUCAAAAAGUUCAGGGUUGACUACAGCCGUCACAGAGGUGAAUCUGCAAGGAAUUUCUGGCGUAUCCGACAAAACCAUUGCGCCGGACCGAAUGUUGGCUGCGAGUCCCGAGGCUCAUUUGGCAGAGGUGAUGACCGUUGUGACAGAGGUACCCAGAAAAGCCUCCGAGGGAGCUGCUUCGGAGGUAAAGUCUUCAGACGACUCUGAGGUGCCGGAUAAUAUUUCACGGAAAAGUAGUUUUGAGCAUCAACAGAUAGAAGACCUGCCAGAGGCGAUCUCUGCUUUUGCAGUAGACCACCUAGAAGUAUAUAGUCCAGUUGAAGAGCCGGCACCGCUAGAGAGUGCAUACAAAGCGGUCGAAGUUUUCACAUAUCCUGAGUGGGUCUCCCGUAAACUCGGCGAAGGAAAAAGUAGCUCGGUGUUCAGCUCGGAUGCCGAAAUGCAAUCCGGAUCAUCCACAGUGCCUACAAUCGGUUCUAACGGAUUUUCACCACCUCCAGGAGACGUUCAUUCCGACUCUGGCGAAAGCAUGUCAACUGCUUACGGAAAUACGAUACCUCAAGGGGUUGAUAGUGGAAUGGUCUGUGAAACAACGUACACUGCUGAGGACACCACAGCAACUAGGACUGCAGUACCUUCAGCAAUGUCGACGGCCUCACUGGCGGGUAGUGCAGGCACUUCUGCAUUUUUUCCUUCUGCAACCAUCACCAUUGACAUGUCCAGCGCCGGAAGCGAAUACAGAGCAGGAGUUGAAGUACCUUCAGACGGGCUCGAAAAGAGCGCUUGUAAGUCUGCGGCGCUGACUUUUUCGAAAACUACCGAAAAUGUCCCGUCUGACUCAUAUUUAGCUCACGGUGGAGCAACAGAGACGCCUUCAAGCCAGAAGCUAAGUAUUCCUGCUGUGGUGACAGUAGCGGAACCAGAGACACCGUCGCGAAAGAUGGCAGAGAGCAGCAAGCCUCAUUACGUUUUACACAAAACGCGAAUUUUUGCUACGACCCCCGCCCAGUCCCUUGAACUCGUCGAGGAAACUGUUACUCAGAUCGCGUCCUCUGAGCUAACUGAGGAUGCUACUAUCACUAAGGAUCACCCGGUAGAAUCAAGACCACAAGAAUGUGUGACAGCGCAGGCAUCAUCUGAGAGGCCAGUAAACCAGGCGUCAAUGAACCCGUCGCUAGAGAAGUGGGAAACAUUGCUCAAGAAGCCAUCAUCAAACUUAGGAUGCGCCGAAGAAGGAAGCAUAAAGGAGUCAUUUGGCUCACAGACUCAACCGCUUAAAGAGCGCACGACAAAAGACAAAAUAAUGCGCUCCCAAAGAAGUGCUGCCACAAAGCCGCCUUUACUACAGCGUACUCGCAUUUGCGCAGAGGGCUUGAGCCAUUCCGUGGAACUAAUAUCUGAGCAGUCUUUCAUAAAAGAUCUCAACAACGAUUCUAAUACUAGCUAUUACCGUGUUCAAACACCGUACCACGAAAGCGCUGGACAUCUAAGCUUCCUUAGCCGGCUCCCAGGGCUCAAAGACGUCUUGGACAUUAGUAGCGUAAGUGAAGAGGAUGAAAAAGCCAUCAGUGCCACUUCUAAGGCAGACGUGCCCAGGAAGAUGGAAAAGAUAGGUAAAAAGAUAUCUGAAAUCAAUUUUAAGAGGGCGCUGCUUCAAGAUGCCUUCGACAUGGAAAAGAAUCCAAAGCGGGUCGACAAAAUCAAGAUGAUGGUUGAUGCGCUCAACAUAACAGAAAGUGCACUGCAGCGGAAUUUAAGCAGCUUGGCACACAAAAACGCUUCUUUUGCUGCAUUUGGUAACAGAUCUGAGGAGGUUUUCAGUGCCACUAACCGAGACGACACAAUAAAGGAGUCAGAGCCAAUCCAGACUAGAUUCCCUUCCGAUGUAUUCCGUGACAAAAUGGACCCACUUCCGACAACAGUGAACACGCUAAAAGCGGGCAACAUAUACGAAGAUACAGUCACGUCCUCACACGAAAUAAUGCGAGUCAAAACCGCUGCUCUAGGUCAGGGUCAGUUUGAGCAGGCCAUAGAGGUCUUUCCUACAAAAGUGUAUGCCGCUACGAAUUACCUCACUGGCCCAGUCGGAGACAGAGCGAAGGCGCCUAUUGGCAGCGGCACAUGCGAAAACCAGAAGCCAGGGGAAGCUAGCAGUGAUUCUGACGCAUCAAGAGCCAUUAAGGACAUUCCAGAAAGGAAGACUGUGUCGGAACCAAGCUUUUCAAACUCCAAACAGCCGAAUAUGGAUGGGGAAACUGAAUCAUUGGGAAGUGCGGCAGGUCACAGACAGCCGAGUCAAAAAGCAGUAACGCCAGCUGCAAUUAAGGAAGAGUCGUCGUUCACUGACAAGGAAGCCUUCAGAAUGCACAACGGCACAGAGACGUCAACAGAGCGGUCGUCUACGCAUAUCAAGGUCACAGACUCUGUUGUUAACUCCGAAGGCCCUAAUGAGCAAAAUCUCGCUGCCGGGACCAACACGCGUCCACAGUGCAGUUUCAGUGGUUUCACGAGCGGUACGGCACCGGUGGCCGUCCAGGUACCUCUUUCAUCUCUAAGCCAGGUCUUAUCUCAACAGCCUCUCAAGGUAGUGAAACGGAAGGUGGUGUUAGAGACGGUCACAAAGACAGUAACGGAAAAGAAGGAAAGUGUGAAGGCCGUUACGAACCAGAGCACGGGCAUCGAGCACAAAGACUCCCACCUGGAGUCCACCACCAAGGAAGAAGUGCAGAGCAAAAGAGAAGAGGAGACCAUCGAGUCGUACGACUCGAUCGCAAAUGUUGUAAGGCAAGGCACCGUUUCGAAUCCGAUCAUAGCGUCCAUGGUCGAAGACAAGCAGGCGAGUAUUGUGAGCAGCCCACUAUUAAGGAGUAGUCCGAAAGCGGUAGACUCUCCAAAGGAAAGCGCUGCCUCGCAGUCUGCGCCCGACAUCAAGGGUGUUAAGGAACAGAUUUGUCAAACGCCCGAGAGAGUCAAGCGAGCGAAGCAACCAGUGGCGAUAAGAGUUCACGACGACACCUUGGCCGAGGAUGAAGAGAUCGCAUCGCGCAAGGAAGAACACGGUCACAUGGAUCUCGAACCAAAGUCUAUACUGAAGCCGCUUAAUCGGCCGGCAGCGCACGAAGCGCACGAUGCACCACCAGAUAAGAAGCACUUGGGCUUCCAAGAAGCUGAAAAGGCUGACAGCGCACCACCGCCGUCAGUACUGCCAACAGCCGGCACAAGAAAUGAUGAAGACGAUGCAGAGGAAUCAGCUCUACCACCGCCACGCUUCAAGUUCAAUCGCAAGGAUUCUAUCGCAGUCACAAAGCUUCGUAUGAUGAAGCAAGCAGAAGAAUUCUCAGAGGAAGAGGAUGAAGACAAGAAAGAUUCCGAGAGUUUUUUAGCCAGUAGCGCGGCUGCGGAUGACAGGAGAGGCGAAAAGCAUACCGUGUUCAAGCCACCGGUCGUGAUUGGCAUCGAGGAGCCGCAGCCGGCAAGUACUACAGACACGGCCCAAAUCGACAACGAAGAAGUGAACGCCUCAAUAUCUAAAAGCGCCAUCACGACACAGCCUUUGGUCGAGUUAACGGUUGUCGAUGCGAAGGAGGGAGAUAGUAGCGCCAAAAAUACGACAGAGGAGAACAGCGCUGGAGUGGCUCGAAAGAAGCUCAGUAAUGAAACAGCUACUGGUGGACGUGAAAGAAGCCCCAGUGACACUCGGAGCUCAUCAAAAGAAACGGAAGAUCCAGGGAAAACUUCGGACAAUACUCAGAGUCUCGAAAAAAGAGAGGAGGAAACAGAAAAAAGCUUCAAUGACACCUUUGGCAGCACAGCAGGAGGUAUAAGCACGUGCUCUAUUAAAAGUCAGAAAAAGGCAGUACACGCGAAAGAGAGCUUUACCGAGACCCUAAAACAUCAGAAGGCAGACCAUGCGGAAAUUAACCUCGCAGACAAGCAUACAGAACGCAAAGGAGCCGUCGUUUUUGGAGCCCAGGACGAGGAUCAUAACAAGGGGGUAUCUGAAACCAGUACUGAGCAGUCGCGUCCGAUGAAUAUGCUACCCAUCGUGCUGGACGCAAGUCAAAUACAAACCCAAGCAACAGUGGCAGACGAGAAGGCAAUCAUGGAGCCUUGCAUCAACCGAUCCGUGAAAGAGGUGAAGAAUGUUGAGAACUCUGUCGUUACUUCCGAAACGGAAGAAGUAUUCUACUACCCGAAAGAAAAGGUCACCAAGAAGCAUAUAUCGGAAACAAAGGUUCUCACGGAGACGCGGUCUUACACAGAAAUAGUAAUAGAGCCGAACUACAGUGGAUCGUCACUGAUGCCCGCUAUACCUGAAGAAAACGAGCAGCUGCCUAUAGCAGCUGCUUCGUCUGGAGAAAUCUUGGCUGGUGGAAGUAGCAGCUGCAGCCUUUCAACAGAAGCAAAGGAAACUGAAGGAUUUCGGGGAGUGGCUUCGAUUUCCAAAGCUUUGUACAGAGAGAAAGAAGCAAAAGACGCCGAACGUCCGCUUGCGCUUCGGAACCAGCUUGCUCUCGAUGACAGCUGUAGCCGCGUUGCUCGGAAGACUGAUUCGUUCCAAACGCUCACUGACUUCGCCCCUUAUGAACCAGAGGGGCUACUUUCCAUUCAGUCUACGGCCAUCCAGGAAACAACCAAGCCACUUGACCGUGUUGGAGAUCAGACGAUGGUGGAGCUUCCCUCGAGUGAUUUUGACACAUGCAAGGGAAUUUUUGACAGGCCUCAUCACGAGCAUCGAGAGCUGCGUUCUGUUAGCGGCAGUGGCACCAAAGACGACGAUGCAUUGUCCGGCCCCACAGAAUUGCUUUCAACUGCAAUGGACGACAUGGCCAUUGGCGCGCUGGAAACGACGAGGGACAUAGAUAGCUCUAUUAGGCGCCAACCAGACGUCAGAUGCAUUCAGACCCGUCAGCAGCCCAAGGAGAUAACUGCCACAUCGUCGUCCGAAUUGACUAGCCGAACCAAAGAUGUAGCGGUUGAAGAAACCUCUGCGCCAUACGGCACAGAAUCAGAAAAACCAUGGCGCACUUACGAUUCUGAGAAAAGCGGAGGGUAUAUUGAACAAGAUGCUUUCAAAAAUUACGGACGACUAGCUCCUCCAGAAGUCAUUGCAAAUACUGUGUUGGACACACACACAAAAGAGGUGACCCCUGAACAGGUGGGACGCGCAUCUCUUGAUAACGAGGUCUCACAGGAACUUAUUCCUCGAGAGGAAACCACGCACGCUGUUUUUAAAUACCCAGAGGAAAAACGCCCGGCCACAGAACCAACAUCCCAGCCGUUGUCAACGACGCCCAUUUCCACAACCUCGGAAGCACCAACGGCAUCUGCGUCUUCAAAGCUAGUCCUUUGCGAAUCGGAGUCUCUAAAAACAUCAGCAAAAACAGCCGAAUCUGUUUCGGAACAAGUUAAAGAGGAGAAAGUUGUAGCUCAUAGGAAGAUAUCUAUGCCGGUGGACUCGCUAAGCCGCCACUCAGACGUCAUAGUGCCGGAAUUUGGGCCACUGACAGCAGACGUCCGCAGUGUGCGUGCAACGGUGGGAGAAGGCACGAUCAAAGCUGCAGAAUCUUCGCCCGUCACGUAUGAUGAUUCCUCAGCGAAUGCUUUCGCAAGUGGUAUUUCAGGCACCUCAGUGACCACUUACGAAUCUGCUGCAGACUUACUCGGAGAAAGGCGUGAUUCACUCACUAUGGAAGUGAUAUACGACGCAGACAAAAAACCAACCAUUACUCAGGAUGCGUUUCCCAUGUCACCACAACGAAGUGAGCAAUCUCACCGGACUGUUCAACUCCCUCAGUUCAAAACAAGUGUCGGAGCAAAAGAUCAAAUAGAGAAGUUUUCGCUACCCGAGAUAACGCCGAAAUCUGAACAAAGUCAAGGUGAGAUACAGUCUGUGAUCCCCGUGCACUUCGUAGAUGGACUUCACAUACCCUAUGAAGUACCAGCCCAUGCAACAGGCUAUACGUCCGAUAGAGUCCCCGCUUCCUUUCCUGUAAAUGCUGAAGAGAAAGAUUCGUCUGAAAAAUACUUCAGUAGCGGGUCUCGCGAAUCGACAGCUGUCAUCCCUACACAAGAAAAAGAACUCAUAAUUAAGAAUUAUGAAAUUUCAGAAAACUCGAAAGAACGCGAUGACGCAGAAACAAGAUUGUCUGAAAGGAUUGCGUCUGUAUACACUCAGCACGAAGUGUUUAAAAAUGCUACAGAUAGCAGUGCUUCACAAAGUGCACUUGGUACACUUGUGCCCUUCUCUGAGCAAAAGGCGUUGCUGUUGGCAGAUUCUGACUCUGUAGCAUUAAAAGAAAUGGUUUUGGAGUCAUUAGAGCAAAUGCCAGAAUUGCUAACGUCGGAGCAAAGACUCAGAGAUAGCGUCUUGAAAAAGGGCGCAGUUACCACUUCUGCAAUCACAGAAGCACAAGAGGUUCCUUGCCUGGCAUAUGUAGAUGUUGUGCCAGCGGAAAACGCUGUCAACGGCGAGGCUACAGUUCCCACUUCCAUAAUUUCAGCAGCAGCGACCGACUCGCAAGGUGCGCUGAUGCAAAUAAGUGCUAGAGGUCCCUUUAACAAAAGCGACGCUUCGCCUGUAUUGACAUCGGCUGUGGAUGAGUCAUUGACCAAGGAGAUUGCAGCCAAGUUAAGCUCUCUAAUUGAAAGUGUGGAGCAUACUUCAGCUUCGCAGAUAACUGUUCCCGCAUCGUGUACAAUAGUUCCAAAACAACAAGCACCAAGCACUGAAGAAAGAAAAAUAGAAAUAACACAUGAGUCAGCAAUCAUUGCUAAGCCGGACCAUGUUGUCGAGAGGCCGUUGGUUCAUGACAAUAAUCUAAAAGACACGGGGGAGUUUGUGGUUUCUACCGGGUCUUCUUUAGUAAACCCAACGAUAGAAUCCACCACGACAGUUUCCAAGCCGACAGCUAGUGUUCUUGAAGGAAACAGAGAAAUAAGUACUGCACCGUCAACAUACAUGUCUCAGCGAUCACCCGCCGAUCGUUCAAAAGGUAGUCAUGAUUGGAACUCCGUAUCGGUGUCUGAGACUGCUGCCAAUUUCACGGAAACUGAAGCAAGCCUUGUCAGUUACAAAACUCCUCUAGCCAUAAGCGAAGCCGCUCCAACGCUUCCAGGCGAAGGCUGCGCACUACCCGAUAAACUUAACGGUAAUGAAAGACAAGUGGUAACACGAUUGCCCUUCAUGACCCCUGAAGCUACAUCUCCCACUGGCGAAACGCUCGGAAGUUCCACAGAGGCCAACCUGCCGUGUGUGAAAAGAGAGAGGUCCAUAGACUCGGCAGGCAUACCAGACGUUAAUGCUUCGUCGUUCAUGUCACAAAUACCAACCACGCCACAAUCCACAGACACAACUUGCGAGAGCAAAGCACUAGUGUCCAUAAUCGAACAUUCUUUCUCCGAUGGCGUAAGGUCUCUCCAACUAACACUUAAGACCAGCAAUCAAGGGUUUCAACAGCAGGCAGCCGAAGGACGAAUAGUAGCUGUUCUCAAGAGCACGGAACCGACUAAUGUCAACGGAGAAAGUACAGAUGCUCUUGAAAAUAUAUCAACGUCUCUGGUAACAAGUCAGCUGAAUGAAACCUCCCCCGCAACCCACAUAGAAAAUAAUGAAAAGCCGCUGAUAAGUUUCGCAGAAAACAUCGAGACAAUGACUUUGAGUCUAUCCACUAUAUGUAAACGGCGGUCAGAAUCGGGUGACUUAAGUGAACUCGACGGCGACAGAAAUCUCGCACCUUCCAGUAUACCAGCCGUUCCAGAGAAGGUACCGGCAUCGAAUAUUAAACCAAGGUCUGGAAGUGUGGAAAUGCAGCUGUCGAACACACGUUUAAAACCAAAGAUUAGCGAGAGCGAGAGUCAAGUUCCUGAUAAAUUACUACUCGCAUCUGUAAGCUUGAACCUUCAGGAAGUGACAUCAACCUUACAACCAAGCUUCAGAGAUGACCAAGCGCCCACUAUCAUGACCGAGUUUCCAGCAAAAGCACCCCUACAGAGAGAGGGUGCUGUGCCAAGCAUUUCUGCAUUGACAGAGCCACUGUCACUGAAAGAGCCGGGUGCUCUAUUAAGUUUCAGCAGCGAUCAGAUUUCAAAAACAGUCAAGGACGCAAAGCCAAACGUAGCGCCAACGCCCAUUUAUCCUGCCGCCACUGCCCAUAAAAAUGCGCCUGGUGACGCUGCACAAAUGGCAGUAACAACCACAGUUCCUUCAGUAGCCACACAGUCGAUAUCUGCAAUAAAAUUUACAUCAAAUGUCAUGGCUAAAACUCCAUAUACAGAUAUCUUGCCGAAAAGAAGCGGUUCUCUCCGUUCGGCGGAGUUCCUACAAGAAACGUUUCCUGAAGAGGAAGUAGAGCCUGGCAUCGUGCGAAGGCGCAGCUGUUAUGAAAGCCUCGCGCUGCUGCCAGAACCAAGCAUAAUAGCGAGAACUUGCGGGAAUCCGAGCGUCGCUAAUGAAAACGAGCCAGUCGGACUCGCGACACUGCAAAAGACUGACACAGUAGCUGCGACAGCUAGAGAGGUGAUUUCCGAUAAGGGCAGCACUGCGAGUUCAGUAGUAGAAGUAUUGGAUACAAGCAUCGCACGAAGGUCCCGUGAAUCUAUAAUAGCAUUCCGUGACACAAGAACAGUAGCGACAAGUGGUCGGCCGAGUAUUGAAACCACGGCAUCCAUUUCUGUAAAGAUAUCAGCGGCUGCUGAAGUACCCAAAGCCAGUGGUGAAAUUGUUCGCGCAGAGGAUCAUAUUACAGAUUCAGUGGUGGGCGUGCGAAGUUCCGGUAUCGUACGCAGAGCUAGUGCGCUCGCAACUGGCAACACAGGAGCAAUAUGUACAAGGUUGCAGGCACAUUCCACUGCCCCUGAAUAUGGUGGUCAUGAAAGCCGCGAGACUGAGAUCACGUCGAGCAUGAAUGUGGAUUACCGCGAAAAGGCUGUGGUGCCGAAGUACAGCCAUCGCGAAAGCAGUGAUACGAAUGAUAUCCUGACUACCAUCUCGCAGUCUCGGCCAGGUACGGCGGUGUCGAGAUCAAGCGCUGAAAUAAGGUUUUCGGACGAGAGUAAAACAGGAGCAACCCUGGAGUUUCAAGAAACAAGCAUCACACAAAAAUCAUCUGAUGGUGCCAGCGUAGCUGACAAAUCGCAUUCAAUUUCGCAAUCUUCGGCAGCUGUUGUAUCCCUACGUCCCUUAAGUGAAUGUGUCAGAACAGAAAACAAGUCAACUACGCUUGUCGCAAUGCCGGAAAUAGGAGUUGUGAGGCGGCCCAGCUUUCCUGCAAGCAUCGUGCAGUACACGGCGUCAGGAAGCUCGGCGUCAACAGAUGUUUCGCAUGCUAAGAUGCUAUAUACAGAUACCUUGCCGAGAAGCAGCGGUCCCCUCCACCUGGCUAAGUUCCCACAAGAAAGGUUCCCAGAAGAGAUGGUAGAGCCUGGCAUCGUGCGAAGGCCCAGCCAUUCGGAAAGAAUUGCGCUGCUGCCAGAACCAAGGCUCAUACCGAGAACUUCCGGGCAUCCCAGCGUCACUAAUGAAAAGGAGCCACACGGACUCGUAGCAUUGCAAAGGACUGACAGAGUAGCAGCGACAACUGGAAAGUUGACUUCUGAAAAGAGCGGCACUGCGAGUUCAGUAGUAGAGUUAUUGGAUACAAGCAUUGUACGAAGGCCCAGUGAAUCUAUAAUAGAAUUCCGUGACACAAGAGCAGUAGUGACAAGUGGUCGGCCGAGUAUUGAAACCAUGGCAUCCAUUUCUGUAAAGAUACCAGCGGCUGCUGAAGUACCCAAAGCCAGUGGUGAAAUUGUUCGCGCAGAGGAUCAUAUUGCAGAUUCAGUGGUGGACGUGCGAAGUUCCGGUAUCGUACGCAGAGCUAGUGCGCUCGCAACUGGCAACACAGGAGCAAUAUGUACAAGGUUGCAGGCACAUUCCACUGCCCCUGAAUAUGGUGGUCAUGAAAGCCGCGAGACUGAGAUCACGUCGAGCAUGAAUGUGGAUUACCGCGAAAAGGCUGUGGUGCCGAAGUACAGCCAUCGCGAAAACAACGAUACGAGUGAUAUCGCGAUCACCAUCUCGCAGUCUCGGCCAGGUACGGCAGUGUCGAGAUCAAGCGGUGAAAUAAGGUUUUCGGACGAGAGUAAAACAGAAGCAACCCUGGAAUUUCAAGAAACAAGCAUCACACGAAAAUCAUCUGAUGUUGGUACCAGCGUAGCUCAUAAGUCCCAUUCAAUUUUGCAAUCUUUGGCAGCUGUUGUAUCUCUAUGUCCCUUAAGUGAAUGUGUCAGAACAGAAAAUAAGUCAACUACGCUUGUCGCAAUGCCGGAAAUGAGCGUUGUGAGGCGGCCAAGCUUUCCGGCAAGCAUCGUGCAAUACACGGCAUCAGGAAGCUUGACGCCAACAGAGGAUGUUUCGCACGUUGUGGACGCCAUCGAAGAAAUCAGCACACUGAGACCACCUAGCAAUCGUUAUAGCGCAUCAGUACCACCUGUUAUCGAAGCGGCAACAGAUACCAACGUUUUGCGCAUAUUGGAAGCAAAGCCUGUACUUACAGGAGUCCCUUCAUCCCAAAUAUCAAUCGUGAAGAGAAAAGAGUCUGAACAAAGGGCACUUGUUCCACUGAGCAUUUUAUCUAAUCAUUUGGUCGAACGAAGAAGAGAAACUCUACUAAACGAUCCUGUACAGAUAUUGGAACGUGCUACUAUAGCCGGAAGAGAAGCUCAAGGUGCGGUCGAAGCACUGAACAGAAAUAUUGAUAGAACUGGCUCAGAGGCUUCGUUGUCGCUUGUGGCAGCUCCUGCAUCAGAUUCCCUCGUACACAAAGUGUCUGAAACUGAGACCGCGGCUUCCGACGGCUUGGUGUAUGGUGAUGCAAAAGAGCGCUCUAUUCAUGACAUAUCACAAGAAUUGGCUGUUGACGUAGUAAAGAAGAAGCUAAGGUCCGUAGUCGAUGUCUCGGCUACACAGGACAAACUAUUAUCCGAGCAUAAUUUAAAAUCUCAUGAGCAGCCCUUUUUAGAAAGAAACGUCCAUCCACAACAGGAAUAUGUUGUGGCAGAAGUUCAAGUUUACGAACUUGAACGUGCAGCCCACACAGUAUCGAAAACCAGUUGUGAAUUGAGCCACGCUAAUGACAGCACAUCAACGACAACCGGGAAGUUAAUAGAAAAUACUGGUGCACGUAUAGCCAGUGACGCUGUCGGCACCGCAACUGACAACCAAUCCAGCACUACUUUUAAUCUUCAAGGAGUCAUGCUACCAAGCUCAGGGGACGCAACAAACCUUGCAGCUGAAAAAAGAUUAAUCGCUACGAUAGAGACUCCAGCAGCUGCGCUUACGGCUAAUGCUCAGGCAAGCUCCAAAGCUGACGCUGUGGCAACCGGCAGCAAACCUGAGAGCAAAGUGGCACCAGCAAGUGAACGGAGCGUUGUGACCAAAUCGGCGUCAAAAGCCCUAUCAAUUGGUCGUUCUCUCGCUGACGUAUCACCUGCAUUAGAAAAACAGAAAGUCAUUGCUGAUCUUUCAUUGCCCGCACGACAGCUAGACGUCAACAUUGCGAGGCAAACAACUGCAGUCCAUGAAAAGGUAUCUACGGCGUUUGCACUUCAGCAGACAAACUCUUUCAAAGCUGAAACUAUAGCUGACACAACCGAGGCGCUAAGCAUACGUAGAACUGACGACAUGGCUACAGCACAUUCGUCUUCGCUUGUCACCGCCAAUGCCUCCCCAUCUGUGGAUGCUACAGGAGACUUGGUUGAACUUAUCAGCCCUGAAGUCACCGAAGCUUUCGAACAGCUGCAGUAUGCUUUCGGUGUGCGUCUCGAAGACGCCAGUUAUCAGUCGCCGUCGGCUGACGUACACCCAAUGCAAGACCCGCCAGAAGUUCCGCUCUCCCUUGAAGUUCUUGGUAGGCCACUCCCCGCAAAGCACAUUGAUAUAAGGCGCCAGGAACCCGCACAAAUUGGUACUUCGCCUUCGCCAUAUUCCGCAGUAGGCUAUGCCUCCCCUGACGUUCCAUCCGGAGAGAUCAUUGAAAGAAAGGUCUCGGUUGAUGCUGAAUCUACACAAACAGGCAGACCUAAAACAAUGAAAGACCUAACGGCGUUGUUCGAAGCACCCAGGUCUAUAGAGCAACCCUCUUCUAGAAUGACUACUGGGGACGAGUCUGAACGACGAAGAAUUAAUUAUAAGCCGCUCAACAGGUUCCAAGAGGAAAGAGCGGGAAUGUUUGCGACUUGCAGGCAGGACACUACUUCAAUCAUGCUGUCACCAGGUACCUUCGGACCACUGGUGCCAGGUCCUCAGAAGCAAGAGACACGCUCUGUUCCAGAAAGCACCUUACCUUCUGCCUGUUCUGCGGAUGUGCAGAGUGCCGAUGGUAAACACGGAGACGUGACCCACACGGUUAGGGACCGAACCGACGCACUUUUGUCCAGUCCUUUUGCAUCGCCCGCGGGCACGAUGACAGGUGGUUCAUCAAUAUUCGCGGCCAGCGAGAAGCUCGCAAGCAUGUCAGAGACAGAGACUUUCAGGUCAUUUAACACAGACCGAGACGAAAACAAAGUUGUCGCUGUUUUUCAGGGGACAGAACCAUCGGCCCCGGAAGUGAGAACGCCGGCACAGUUGCGCAAUGAAAGGGAUCCUCGUGGCUUUAUAGAGUGGAUGCCAGUGGCGAAAGAGCAAAUAAUGACCAUCACGGAUGACGAAGAUGUAGUGAGAACAGCUUCUCGGAUGUACAGUGCUACUCAGCAACAGCUUCUCACAAAGGGUACUUCUCAGAAACCAUCUUCAAAUGCUGCGGAUCUUACUAGCGAGCCAUCUACCAGCAAGGACUCCACGGAAUGGUCACCGUCUUCGCUCAAACGCAAAAGCGCGAGUUACAAUGCUCCUGACAUUGAAGAAAAUGUCCUUCACCAUUCCUCACACAUCCCUCAUAGCACUUACAUACGGCGAGAAAGCGCAAUGUCCGCAGCAUCUGAAUCGGCGGACAAUGAACCACAAAUAGCCGAUGUCCGUGGUUUCAUUCAGUUAGAUACGAUGUCCGCAGAUGAAACUUUCGCUGCCCACAGCGAAAGGAGAAAAUCCUCCCUAUCGCCCAUUGCAGAUAUUCGUGGCUUUGUUCCAGUCAAAAAGGUAUCUGCAGAUUAUACCACGAGUGAAAGCGAGAAAAUAAAAAUGUCGUUAGCACCAAAGGCUUCCGAAGACACAGUCGGCGAAAAAUCGUCGGAGACAACUGUAGAGCCGGCAGUUGAUGAUAUCUGCUGUUCUUUACCAGUCUCUGACGUAGAUUCUGCUGCUGAGGCGCCGUCAUCCACAAAACCUCAGAAAAAAGGGACCUCAGAGGAAACACUAAAGGAAUGUGAUGACGAGCUGCCAGAGCUACCGAUUAUCGGCGCACAUGCAGCCUACGAUUUAGGUAGCCGCCCACCUCCGACGACCCGGCGCGAAACGUAUUCAGCUCUGGACUCGAGCGAACCAGAGAGAAAAGUGUCUACCUCAGUAGUGCUGAAAGCAGCCCGCGAGAAGGUUGAAGCACUCUCCCAGUUCAGAAACGAGGAUUCAGACAAAGUAGAGCAACAUGCAUUGCCGGCCGAUGUCCCGAUCAGCGUCCGUGCUUUGAUUCGGCAGAUGAAUUCACAAAAUCAGCCGCGCAUAAUUACUCCUGCUCCGAAGGAUUUGUUGAUUGCUCGUCAAAGGGAAGAAGUUUCGCAGUUUGUGGCUCCCGAAUCUAGCCAAGAGACACUUACGUACGUCGAAGCGCCGCCGGUGCCACCAGAUGCGCAAGCGGAAGCAUUGCCAGCGGAGACGCCAGUAGAGACCACAACCAUACCUGUUCCACCCCCAGAACCUAAUUUUCCGACCUACGCAGUACCUCGAUUUAAGCCGCUCGUAAAAGUGCCACAAGCUGACGUUGCUGAUUUGGAAGGCUUGAAGAGUUCUGAGGACGCAAAGCCAGACGCAGGGCCUGCCAUGGCUAGUAAAAGAAUAGAACAUUUCCCAAUGGUCGACGAGAAGUGGAAACUGAUCGGCCUUCUCGCGUCUGAGGAGGCGAAAAAGAACGCGGGCGUGCGCAGGGCUUCAGAUGGCGCCGGCAGCGUGGCACCCUCCGAGACAGCUGAUGCAAAGGACUCCGAAGGAAUGCGCUCUCCAUGGAAGCUCAAGCCUGCCCCCAAGAAGGGUUCAGAAGACGAGUAUUUUGAGAGUCUCAAGACAAACAAAAAAGAGGCCAUUCCAUGGAGCACAAAGCCUUCCGAGAACAAAGCAAAGCAAAAGAAAGCACGGACAGCGGACCAAGCGUUGGCUCCGCCGGAACACCUCCCCAAACCAGAAGACCACAAACAAGAAGAAAUAACAUUGAAACCUGCGGUUAGCGAACAGCAAGCACACUAUCAGGUGAUGGAAGAGCCGAAACAGUCCGAUAAAAUACAGCUUGCGGCACUAGAAGCAAUGCCUAGAGAAUCUUUACUAAAAGGAGCUGCGCUUCAUGUGCCGUUGCUGCAGGACGCAAGAAUACCCGGUUCAUCAUUACAACAGCAGCCAAUGUCGCUUCACACAGAAGUUCGGCACUCAAUGUUGAAACAGCCUUUGAUGCGAUCAUUGCUCCAGGAAUCAGUUGCAACACCACCUAAAGUACCCUUGAUUGCACCGCAACCCUUGCACAAAGAGGAAGUUCCGACCAGGAAGGGCCUCGAAGCGUCCGUGUCCGAUGUGAAACCUCCUACAGAAGUAACUAAUGUUAUGCCACCAAGGAAUGCUACAAUUGACAGCUCAGUUAGCGCUAAGGAAUUUGCAGAUGAAGACAGUCUUGAAGGUUCUGUGAAAUCUGUAAAGAGAUUGAUAAAAGCUAAAGACCGUCAGCUUAUGAUAAUGAGGUCCAGCCAGGGACAAAGUGUAGGCCCCGACGACAGCUUCAAGGUUGUUUUAAACAUUGAUACUCCGAAGUCGGAACGCAUUGUUUUCAAACAUGAAAUACCGCACAAUUUCGGGAGUACUUCGACGCAGUCAGGUGCUCACAAGGUAGACUACUUUUGGGAAGCAACACCAAAACCCACUCCAGGUCCUUUUGUAGAUUCUGACGAUUACGAUCUCACAAAAGAAGGAAGCGGUAAGCUAUCCAGAGAACCCAGCAAUGCCGAGACUGUGGUUGCUCAUUGGAGCUACUCGCGAAAGCUGUCAAAAUCAAGAAGUGCCUGCGAAGUGGACAAAUCGAAUACGUCGCUAUUUUCUUUCGUAGCACCGAAACAGCAAAAACCCAAGACUGCAGCAUCUGCAGAGGCUAACCAACAAAUGCACUUUUCUCAUUACGAACAUUUGCCGUGCGCUUCAUUCAACGACAAGGCGAUGAAGACAGAAAGUCAGUCGUAUAGCGUGGUUUCAAAGGCAAAUACCGCUGUAAAGACAAUUCCUGGAAGCGGGGUGGGGUGGUCUAAUGAAGACGGCACACCGCAAGGACAAGACCAGCCUGGUGGUCAAGAACAUGGUAAUGUCGGUAACGACAACGCGGACGCCAGUGCGGACUGCAACGCGGACGGCGAAAUGGUCACAAAAGAAGAGUUGGAGCGCUAUAUGAAGAUAGCAAGAGACCUCAAGCUCAGACGUGGGUCACUAAUGCCACCCUCGGGGACACUGCAGUCGUCGGAACCAGUAGGCGUGGGAACAAAGAAAAAGCCCAGUCUCGUGAUGGAAACAAGGAUAGAGCUGUACGGCAAAGGCCACGUCACCUUCUCUUUCGACGCGGUGGCAGAAGAGGGAACUGUCACGGGUAGCAUGUACCAGGAUGACUCGCAAGGCAGUCUCGUCCGGCGCGGUGCACCCUCGAUGACUCACACACCGAAAAGGAUGAGCAUCGACGUGCGUGCUCCACCGGCCACACCAGCACCUUCGAUGGAAGCCAUCUCGAAGCGCUCUAAGUCGGUCGAUUUCGGCUACAACAACGACGACGAGAGCAUGCAGUACGAGCCUCAGGAGCCGCCGAACGCCGUCAGCCAGGCUGCCAGAAGGCGACACUCUGAGCACAUCAAGGCUCAACCUGGAGAAGAGCUCAAAAAGCGGAGGCACUCGGAACCUGGUACUUUAUCCAUGUCCAAAGAUACGGGAGAGGACACGUCUAAGGCCUUGUCUGCCACCGACUACCAGUCGGAGCCCACUGUGGUUGCUGAGGACUACCAGGCGCCUCAUGCACCAUGCGCACCAUGCGCGCCCUGCGAAGUACUGCAAGAAGCGGAAGAUAUGGCCACCGCGGCAGUAGCACUGGCGGCUUUCGAAUCUCAGAUGCGCAAGGCACCGCUUGCCAGCGAAGAAACCAUUUCGGUGCACUCUCUUCUCGCCGAAGCGCCUGCGCAAACUGCAUCUGAAAUGAGUGCAGCGGCAAAAGAGCCAGCGCCGCCUGCCAGUGAAGAAACCAUUUCAGCGCUGUCUCUUCCCACCGAAGUACCCGCGAAACCUGAACUGACUGCAGCGCCAAAACAGCCAGUGCCUCUUGAAGAAAAGGUUUCCAUGCAGUCUUUUCCCACAGAACCACCCGCAAAAACUGCGGCUAUGCCGGAAGCAGUGUCAAGGCAGCAGCCUCUUGAGCUGGUGGAAAAAGCAGAAGAGAGGCCCGGCUCAGCGCUUUCCAUGAGAACUACGUCACCAGGAGUGGUGAGCGACGAAGAUCUGUCCGGCUACGCAACCUGCGAAUCGCGCAUGGGCGCAAAGUCUUCCGAGGCGCAGAGCACGGAAGACGUGCUGACGCAGGAGCGCAAGAUUGCAGAGUUUCCUGUGAAAGUUCAGAUGGCGCCACCACAACCUUUAGCGACAGGGUUCCCCGAGGAAGCUGAGCAAAAAUACGAAGUGGAACGGGUACCUGCUGUAGAGGCUCCGAUUCCAGUUGCGUUGGACACUCCAGUGGGACGUGAAGAAACUAAACACGAGAUGGCAGAACCACCAGCUAUGGAAGAAAUUAAGCAGGUGUCAGAAGUUCCUGUCUUUGAGGAGCCGAAAGAAGCGGAGCAGGAUGUAACUGUAGCCCUGGCUGCAAAAAAACAGGAAUCUGAUGUACCAGAAAGGUUACCUAUUGAAGUAAAACCACCAGUAGAAGCAGCACCGAUGACUGAAGCAGCGCAGAUAUUACAAGCUCCUACUGUAGAGACCUUUGAACAUAAAACAACAGAUUCGGCUAUUCUAGAAGCUAAACCAGCCAGUCAAAUAACCGCAGAAGAGGAGACAAAACAGGUACUUGAAGUUCCCCCCAAGGAGGAGCCAUUCACAGAGCGAGAAAGAGUUGAAAUGUCAAAAGAGACAGCGGAAUCAAAGGUGAAUUUAGAAAUACCGGAAUUAGAAUUUCAACCAACAUCAGAAGCAUCGACUGCAGAAGAAAAAUCAUUGUCGCACGCACUGGUUAUGGAAGAAACGGCAGCAAUUCCUGAACUGCUAACUGCAGAAGGAGCAAGACAGGCAUCGGAAGCAGCAGCAGAAGGCGAACAGAAAAUAGUAGGGCCAUCGACAGCGGAAGAAAAGAAAACGUUAUCAGAGAUAGUGGCUCCGGAGGGAACAAAAGCGUUGUUGCAAGCAUCACUCUCUGAAGGACUCAAUGUGGUAUCAGAGGUUCCUUUUGCACCAGUCACGGAAAAAGUUACGCCUAAGAUAGAGCCACCUGCUGCAGCUGCAGAGGAACAGAUGUCAGAUUCACAGAUUAGCGUUAUCACAGAGUGGAAAGUGAAGCCGGUUGAAGCUCAUCACUCUGAACAGCCCCAAGCAAUGCCAAAGGCGACUACAGCAGAUGAACGAAAACUCGUGGAGACCCCAGCCGUGGAAACUGCCGCGGAGGAAACGCACGUAAUAAUGGAGGCACCAGUCAUGGAACAGCCGGUACACAUAUUACAAGAGUUGAAACCUGCUCUGGAAAAAACAGAAGAGAUAGCAGAGCCACCAGUAGCUGUAGAAUUGAUGCAUAUAUCAGAAGCAGCGGCACAGGCUGUGCAAGAGACAAAAGAGAUAACAGAGGAACCAGUCUCUGAAGAAUUGAUGCCUGCAUCUGAAGCGCUCCAACUGGUUGCGGAAGAAACGAGAGAGUUAGACACAAGACCGGUCACGAGAGACUUGGAACCAGUGUUAGAAGCAGCGGUGACGGCCGCGGAAGAAACAAAAAAGACUACAAAGGAAGCAGUCACGGGUCAAUCGAAGCCCACAUCUAAAACGCUGAAAUUGGCUGCAGAAGAAACAAAGGAGUUCGAGGCAGCACUGGUUGGAAAUGACUUUGCACCUGUGUCAGAAGGAGCCGUACCAGCUGUGGAACAAACCAAAGAGAUAACGGAGGUACCAAUGGAAGAAGAAUCGAAAUUCACAUUAGAAGCGCCCACACAAGCUGCGGAAGAAGCAAAAGAGUUAGAAGCAGCACAGGUCAUUAAAAGCUUGGAACCAGGGCUAGAAACAGCGGUGCCGGCUGUGCAAGAAACAAAAGAAAUAACAGAGGCACCAGAUGCGGGAGAAUUAAUGCCCACAUCAGAAGCACUCGUGUCGGCUCUCGAAGAAACGAAAACGAUAGCAGAGGCACCUGCUCCAGAUGAGCUGACACAUUUGUCUAGCUUACCGGGUGUACAAUUGCAAGAUGUAAAACCACCAGCUAUAUUAGAGCCAUCAGCCACAGAAGAAACGAAAGCAAAAGUUGCCGUAACAUCUCAACUAGAGGGGGAAGGUGUACCAGAAGUACCAGUUAUGGGUGAAGCCACGCGCGAACUAACAGAAGCAGCCGCUGCAGAGAUUAAGCCUUUGUUGGAGGCACCGACUGCGGAGCUUCAGCAUACCGAAGAAUCAGUGUCAGAAAAGCCAGUCGUAAAAGAAACACGACUGCUGACAGAGGUGCCAAAGCUAGAAGCAACACAGGUACCAGAGCAACCAAUCGCUGAGCCAGAACAGCGAGAAACUGCUAGAAAACUGGUGACGGAAGUGGCCAGAGAUGAGCCUGGAGCAGUAGUCGAGCUAAUGGAGACACAAGUUGGCAUACCUGAUACUACUACACUACAGCAAUCACCGCCAAAUGAUAUUGUUGACCAUAAACCGUGGUCUGAAGAACUGGAAAUACCAGAAGAGCAGAUACCUGGUAUGGAUGCUGUCGAGCCUACUGAGAGUAUGCAAGAUAUCAGGGCAAGUCAUAAAGCAGACUCUUACACCGAACCAGAAGAACAAGGACCAAGACGUCGUUCGUAUUCAUACCUUGGCAGGUUCCCUCCACCAACUUGUGUCCUUGAAGACCUUCGCGAGAAAGUACAGAAAAGUGGAGAGCAGGAAGAGCUUCGUCCAAUAGUAGACACCACGGUGGCCACCGCAGUAGAAUUGGGGCAUCCCAACGAAGUUAGCCCGCUUACUACCGCAAGGGAACUACAGGAAUCCAAACCUGAAGUUCCUGCCGUAGAGAAGCAACUAGAGCAAGCUGCUCCAAAAGACAUGCUUGAGAAGACAGAGGAGGUGCUGAAAAAGCCGUCGGUGUAUACAUCAUUCCCGAAUUACACGAAACUUACAUCAUCAGGCAUAACGGAAGCUGUAAAGACGCACGAAGUAGCACACAAAACCACGAAGUCAGAGGAAAAACUGGAAGCUACCGUGCCCUCAACGGCAUCCUUACCGAUUCUGGAGACAAGACUGUUGCCCGAAAUUUCACGAGAUACUUUUGUAAUGCCAGCAGUUUCACAGCCAACCACAGAACGCCACGUAAGCGAAACGGUACCAAAAGAUGAUGAGCUUACAUCUACUAUCGAAGCAACUAAAGCUGAUAUUGAACCACCAUCAGGAAGAGCGGGAAUUAUCAAAGCAGUAGGAAAGCUAGAAGGGGCGGCUUCAAAAAAUGCAUUGGAAGAACCUUCAACACCUCCCUCGCCAAUUUUGGAUACAAGACUUGUCCCUAAAGAUUCGCAAGAAGGUUUUGUAAUGCCAGAACUGUUACAGCAAUACAUAAAACUCCAAGUAAGCGAAAAGGCAUUGAAAGAUGAAGAAAAGGUUGAUGAGGUUGUUCCCGAAAUUGAAACAACAAAAGCUCAAGUGGAAGAGCUAUCAGAAAAAGCAGUAACUACAAAACAAGAAGAAAAGCUGGAAGAGGCCACUCCAACAAAGGGCCUCGAAGAACCAAAAGGCCACGGCUUAAAGUCUACAGAAACGGGAUUGCAAGUAGCAGCUGCGGAUACUGCACCAACAUCUGAUUUGGCGCCUACAGAAACAUUAAAGGAGCUUGAAGAACCAGCUGCGAAAAAACCGGCAGAGGAACGAAUACCCGUACAAGAAGAAAAUCUCGCAGAGACAGCACCGACAGAGGCAACUGAAGAGCCAGAAGAUCAUGCUGUAAUUCCUGUGGAAACAAAGCUUACAAAAGAGAAAGAGACUGUGCCUGUUUCAGCUUUGCUUGAAUCUGCACCUAAAGAACCGUUAGCAGAGCCGGAAGAAUCAGCGGCGAAGAUAGAGACACUGUCCGAGGAAGCAAUACCCGCACAAGAAGAAAAGCUCGCAGAGACAGCACCGACAAAGGCAACGGAAGAACCAGAAGUUCAUGCUGUAAUUCCUGUGGAAACAAAGCUUACAGAAGAGAAAGAGACUGUGCCUGUUUCAGCUUUGCUUGAAUCUGCACCUAAAGAACCGUUAGUAGAGCCGGAAGAAUCAGCGGCGAAGAUAGAGACACUGUCCGAGGAAGCAAUACCCGCACAAGAAGAAAAGCUCGCAGAGACAGCACCGACAAAGGCAACGGAAGAAUCAGAAGUUCAUGCUGUAAUUCCUGUGGAAACAAAGCUUACAGAAGAGAAAGAGACUGUGCCUGUUUCAGCUUUGCUUGAAUCUGCACCUAAAGAACCGUUAGUAGAGCCGGAAGAAUCAGCGGCGAAGAUAGAGACACUUUCCGAGGAAGCAAUACCCGCACAAGAAGAAAAGCUCGCAGAGACAGCACCGACAAAGGCAGCGGAAGAACCAGAACUUCACGCUCUAAUUCCUGAGAAAACAAAGCCAACAGAGGAAGAAGAGGCUGGUGCUGUUUCACCUAUGCUUAAAUCUGCGCCUAAAGAACCAUCAAUAGAGCUGGAAGCACCAACGGCGAAGGUAGAGACACUGGUUGAAGAAACAGUACCCGUACAAGAAGAAAAGCUAGCAGCGACAGCACCGGCAAAGGCAACGGAAGAGCCGGAAGUUCGUCCUAUAAUUCCUGUGGAAACAAAGACUACAGAGGAAGUAGAGGUUGGGGCUGUUUCACCUUUGAUUCAACCUGCGCCUAAAGAACCAUCAAUAGAGCCUGAAGAACCAGCGGCGAAGGUAGAGACGCUGGUUCAAGAAGCAAUACCCGUACGAGAAGAAAAGCUCGCAGAGACAGCUCCGACAAAAGCAACGGAAGAGCCGGAAGUUCAUGCUCUGAUUCCUGCGGAACCUACAGCAGAAAAAGAGACUGGGCCUGUUUCAUCUUUACUUGAAUCGGCGGCUAAAGAACCUUCAAUAGAAGCGGAAGAAGAAAAAGCGGUGAAGGUAGAGAAACUGGCUGAGGAAGCAAUACCUGUACAAGAAAAAAAGCUCGCAGAGACACCUCCGACAAAAGCAACGGAAGAGCCGGAAGUUCAUGCUCUAAUUCCUGCGGAACCUACAGCAGAAAAAGAGACUGGGCCUAUUUCAUCUUUACUUGAAUCGGAGGCUAAAGAACCUUCAAUAGAAGCGGAAGAAGAAUCAGCGGUGAAGGUAGAGAAACUGGCUGAGGAAGCAAUACCUGUACAAGAAAAAAAGCUCGCAGAGACACCUCCGACAAAAGCAACGGAAGAGCCGGAAGUUCAUGCUCUAAUUCCUGCGGAACCUACAGCAGAAAAAGAGACUGGGCCUAUUUCAUCUUUACUUGAAUCGGAGGCUAAAGAACCUUCAAUAGAAGCGGAAGAAGAAUCAGCGGUGAAGGUAGAGAAACUGGCUGAGGAAGCAAUACCUGUACAAGAAAAAAAGCUCGCAGAGACAGCUCCGACAAAAGCAACGGAAGAGCCGGAAGUUCAUGCUCUAAUUCCUGCGGAACCUACAGCAGAAAAAGAGACUGGGCCUGUUUCAUCUUUACUUGAAUCGGCGGCUAAAGAACCUUCAAUAGAAGCGGAAGAAGAAUCAGCGGUGAAGGUAGAGAAACUGGCUGAGGAAGCAAUACCUGUACAAGAAAAAAAGCUCGCAGAGGCAGCUCCGACAAAGGCAACGGAAGAGCCGGAAGUUCAUGCUCUAAUUCCUGCGGAACCUACAGCAGAAAAAGAGACUGGGCCUGUUUCAUCUUUACUUGAAUCGGCGGCUAAAGAACCUUCAAUAGAAGCGGAAGAAGAAUCAGCGGUGAAGGUAGAGAAACUGGCUGAGGAAGCAAUACCUGUACAAGAAAAAAAGCUCGCAGAGACAGCUCCCACAAAAGCAACGGAAGAGCCGGAAGUUCAUGCUCUAAUUCCUGCGGAACCUACAGCAGAAAAUGAGACUAGGCCUGUUUCAUCUUUACUUGAAUCGGCGGCUAAAGAACCUUCAAUAGAAGCGGAAGAAGAAUCAGCGGUGAAAGCAGAGAAACUGGCUGAGGAAGCAAUACCUGUACAAGAAGAAAAACUCGCAGAGACAGUAACGACAAUGCCAACGGGAGGGCCAGAAGUUCAUGUUCCGGAGUCUGUGCAAAUAAAAGAUUCAGCAGAGACAGAGACAGAGGCUGUUGCGCCAGUUCUGGAACUGGAGCCUAAAGAAACAACAAAGCAAACCGAAAGACAGGUUCCAAGUAAAGAAAAAACAACCGACGAAAAGGAACAACUACCACAAACACUCGAGGUAGUUCCAGAAGUGCCCAAGGAAGAGGUCAUCGCUGCAUCUGUGCCAUCUGAGCCAGUUGCGGGCGAAGAAAAGUCAUCGGCUCCACCACCCCCGCAGGAGCCCGUAGCUUCUGUAAGUGGGGAAGGCGUGUCAGCAGAGCCAGACAAGAAAUCACCAGAUUCCAGCCUGGAAGCCGUUGCAGCUCCCAAGAUUAAAGAAACAGAAAUUUCUGAAGAGCCUGCUCAAGAAAUGCUUCAGCUGAAUGUGAUGAUCGAAAUAAGUCCAGCUUCAUUGCAGGAGCCUGAAAAGAAAGAAGAGGGUGAGGGUGAAAAGCCAACUGCCGCCGCAGCAUCCGAGAUCGAAGAGCACGCAACAAAGGAGGGCGAAAGUGCUGAGACAGCGCAAGCGAAAACUGAAGCGCCAGAAACACCCGAAGUUGUUCUCGACGAAGAAAAACGGGUUCGCGAGAUACUGGAGUUUGAAAUGAACCUCUGCAGAGCACGCAACCUCGGUAGCGCACUGCCGAAAGCCGAAGAGCUCUUGCACGUUGGUACGCCAGUUAGUGAGCCUGCGGAGUCUGCGGAGCUGGCGCUCCUUGAGGAAAAGCUUUCUCAGCCUCCAGGAACGUCGGCGGUCCCCACGGAAUCUCCUAAAGCUGACACGCUGGCACCGUCUACACAAGAAGGUGGCCAAGCAGACACAGAACCGGCAGAGCCGAUUCUCGACGCUUCAGAUUUCAACAAAGGACCUAUGUCGGACUGGGAAACGGAGCUGCAGCAACUCAGGGACUCCAGGCUUCAUGGUGCGCCGUACAGGGCAGGCGAGCAAGGAAAAGCACUACCGGCUGACGCGGCCGUGGGUGCUCGAAAGUUCAUUUUUCCGGAAGGCGAGGGCAAGAAAGGUCCUGAGGAAAAGCAAGUUACCAUUCCACCAGAGGCUGAGAGUGGCAGCCCAGGACCUGCCGCGCCAUCCCAGAGUGGCUUAACCCAGCGCGAGUCUGUCGUCAUUGUCUACGAGAGCGACACGCUCGGAAUGAUUACGCCCGACUAUGAAAUUCGGCUGAAGAACGAGCGCGAGAUUCGUAUUAGACCACCCGAACAGCCUGACACAUCUGCGCAGCCACAUGAAGGACCACCGAGAUCAUUCCUUCGACUGGACGCGGAUACUGAGGGAGGGUACCCCAAGUCCCCAGUUAUCCACCACGUGAGUUUCACGAGAGAAGAGGGCGCUCCUCUUGGUGAAAAACCAGAGCAUGUGAAAGAAAAAGAAGUCAAACCUUCUAUGCUAAGCCUUCCCGAAGGAACGCUGGAUACAGAACAAGUUGCAGAACCUGUGCCGUCAGCUUCAUCCUUCGCUUCGGCAGCAGGUGCCGGGCCCGAUGAAAAAAGGAAAUUUCUUGGUGCAAAAGAACAGUCUGCUGACGAAGCGCACCCCCAAGACGACGGCCUUUCGAAGGUACCCAUUAGUGCUGCUGAAAAAGAAAGUGAAGUCAUGCCAGAGCAUCGUGGUGUCGAAACUCCAGAAGAAAAAGGGAGUGCUGAGCCAAAACCAGAAGCCGAUAUUUCUUCACGUGUCUUUCUUCCAGCCCACAAGGCCUCGACGGAAGGCGAAUCUGGGCCGACAGCAGAAGGCGAGGCUCCGGCACCUGACAAGGUGAAAGGAGAGGAAGCUCCCCGCACUUUCCUGUCAGCCAAGGAGCAAUUGCCGCCGGAAGCCGGAAUACAGCCGAACGUGGAAGACAAUAUUGCUCAGGAAGCAUGCGAAGCCAUGGUUUUAUCAGAGCAGCAGCCCGAGGAGAAGGCGGAAACACCCAAAGAUCAAGACACACUGCUCUUACCAAAAGAUGAGCUCCAUCUCAUGGUGGAGCGACAACCUGAGAAAGAAAUCGAACCUUCGAAGACAGAUGAAACAAUGAUCAUUGUACCUAGAGAGGAGCUCCCCAGUGGUGCGCGAGCGACACCGCCAAGCGACGUCGAGGCACCCCAGCGUGUGGCAGCCGAGGUAAAAACCGCAAAAGUAGCUGGAGAGGAUGAAGGGAAAGCACCGAGCGGAGACCUCGUUGAGCUUACCGAGGUCAGACAAAUAGCACUGCCAACAGACGAGAGCCAAGCGUCCGUUUCGAGGGCUCCUGUCGUAGAGCAAGUCGUGAUUCCGGUGCACAAGAGACCCUCGGACACCGAAAAGCCCGACGCCUCGGUCAUCUCCGCCAUAGAGCGGGACCUGGUAUCGGCAGCGGGCCCACCUGUGGAAGAGCCCAAAAGAAGCAUCCCUAUGUCCAAGGACGACUUGCACCAUGCCGUCAGCUCUGACUGGGACGUCAUGUCUAGGGAAUCGCUGCAGGGAAGGCCCGGCACCAGGACGGCCGACACACAGACUGAGCUGUCCACUGAUGUCAGGAGCAAGGACGUGCGCGAGGCCUCGACGUACGCAUUCCUUUCUGAAGAGACUGAGGAGGUCAGAAGGGCGCCAGACGACUACCUGCCGCUCUACUUGCACCGGGUGACGCUUAACGACAAGCCUUCGAUAGCGGAGAUGAUGCGCAAGCUGACGCCGGCGAGCGAGGAGUGGGAGGAAGCGGUGCCCAUGAACUGGAAGGUCAACCCGGCCAAGGAUCUCGAGAAGUGGCCGUCGCACUGCAUGCAAGACGUGCGCGCUCCCACCAUCGUCCUGCUCGGGGGCAUCAACCUGUCGGCGCUGGGCGAAGUGCUCACGGGCUGCCUGAUGCUGCGUUACAACCUGGAGGAAAACGAGUGGCGUCGUUGCAACAUGAUGCCGCUGCCUCGCUACGGCCACCGCUGCGUAUUCCUCAACAAUGAAAUUUACGUAAUCGGAGGCUUCGACAACCGAGACGCGACAUACGGCUUGCGUAUGUCGACCAGUUUCUGCUUUCGCUACCACACCCAGACCGGCGAAUGGAACGUCGUGGCGCCACUGAGGCACGCUCGGGGUUACCACAACGUAGCCGUGCUCAACAACGCCAUUUAUGCUGUCGGCGGAGUCGACGCCAAUGACCUGCUCUUGUCGAGCGUCGAGCGCUACGACCGCGAGGAAGACGUUUGGGUGGUGCUGGAGAAGGGCCUGUACUGCGGUCGCAUGGGCAUGGGAGUGGCCGCCUUCCAGGGCUGCCUCUGGGUGGUCGGCGGCAUCGUGCAGAUCGCCGGUCUGCAGACCUGUUCCACGGCAUACGUCGAGAUCUACAACCCCGCAACAGACCAGUGGACGUACGCGGCCAACUACCUGCCCUCGCCGCGCACAUGUGUGUCGCUGCUGAACGUGAACGACACAGAGCUGUACUGCUUCGGCGGCAUAUUCUACAACUGCGUGGGGCCGACGCGCAAACUGCUCACAAUUGACGACAUCCUCGUCUACUCGGACAACAAGAAAGUCUGGCGCCAGGUGGCGUGCAUGCCGACUCCCCGACACAAUGCCCACGUCCUCCAGCACCAGAACCAGGCGUACAUCAUCGGGGGCCAAGACGUGGAAAAGCCCGACCACCCGUUGAGCAGCGUCAUCAAGGCGGCCGUGCCCACCGAGAAGUUCGCCUGGGGCCCGCUGAAGGACGUCCCGCUGCCCGUCUCGGCCUAUGCGGCGGUCGUUCUACCACCCAUCGAGGAGGAACCGCAGUCGGGUCACGCGUGAAGCCCCGCCGCCGGCGCAAGCUGCUGCCGACGGCCCAAAGUGGCACUGGGCCGCCACAGCCAGAAUGCAGCGGAGAACAUGAGCGCAUAAAUUCUGUUGUUGAAACUCU